AUGAAUGUAGUGAUCAUGUCAUCAACCAAUCUUUCAUCUUCAAGACCUAUGCCAUGCAUUUCAGAAAUAAAACAUAAAGUGAAGCAUUCUUGUGAAAUCACGUCUCUUGUAACAAAAGAAAUGCCUCAGAGUCUCUGCAGUUUCCCCACUGGAACAAACACACAGACAAGCCUUCUUAAAGCAAAAGAUUAUGCUUUCUCCCCAACACCAACCAAACAAAGCAUGCAUAAAUCCACCACCCUUGGCUCAAAAAAUAUGGCUGAAUUUCCUCCAGUAGAAAUAGGAACCCGAGGCACAGUUGCAUCGCUUAUAAUGCAAGAAAUCGAGUACUUCAGCAGGGUUGAUUCAAAUUCACAAAGGAAUAAGUUUCAAAUCACAGAGGUGGGUUCCUCCAUUAGUAGUACAAGUUCUAGAACCACAAUUGUAACUACAGUAGAAAGUACAAAGAAAAAGCGAUUACAGGAACCUGAAGUCUGA
Sphenostylis stenocarpa is the source of this 477-nucleotide messenger RNA. NCBI's taxonomy places the organism in Eukaryota, Viridiplantae, Streptophyta, Magnoliopsida, Fabales, Fabaceae. The record is from the annotation of a GenBank genome assembly.